UAGCUAGUACUUGCACCUACGUCAUGUCACCACCUACAUUGUAUCACCAAAACAACAAUCUGUGCCACCACUCAGCAAACGUCCGUAACCAGUCUACCCAAAAAUCCCACCUCAAUUAACGGGAUUAACCCCUGCCGAACUCCCCCAACCCUGUAUCUUCACAGUCACAAGAGGAGGAAGAGGAAGCCAUAUUCGUAGUGACAAGGUAGUAGCCGCGGCCAGGCAGCUCAAUUCAAGUGCGUCAGCAGUCUGCGUCAGCGUGCCGUCAAUCAAAACAUCGGCAACACCCGCCCCCGGCUAGAGGAACACGCCGCACAAUUUUGGUUUGUCACCUGCACUAUCACUAAAGUAAGACGAAACGUUGUUCCAUAUUUAGUACAUGUACCGUCGAAACCCCCCACUUCAAAUAACAUUCUCACCCUCGUCUCCCAUUCUCCACUAAAUUACCCUAAUAUAAUCGCCACUUCAUUUGUUCUUAAUCCCUUACACGGAUUACAUUUAAAUUCCUAUCCCUACUCUCUUGUAAUCCAUACCGUUCGCCUUCAGCGCUCCUCCCCUCCCCGUUCACCAGCCCUACCCCUCUUUCGCCUGCGGCAGCCACGUCUUGCUGAUCCCAGUGAUAUGUGUCGCCAUCUGCACAUCUGCUGAUCCCAGUCAUUUAUGCCCUUGUACCGAACCAAUCUUUCCUCAAGCGAACUCACGACUGCUUCACACCCAAGCUUGUGCCGGAGAGCAGAGAGAAUUGCGAUGCUACUCCCUUGCCUAUGUGUCUUGGGAGGUGUUCUCCUGGUCCUCCCCACAAAUGCCACGAAGCAGCCCUCAUAUGAACAACACCUACGUGUGGGGGCAAUCGUGGAGCCAGACGGCCCCGUGAUGGUGGUGGAGGACGUGGUCGAUGUCCGCAUUACCCUAUGCGAUUUUCAAAAGCUGGAGCGACUCCAUAUACCCCAGUUCCGGCGCCAGAUCCAGCAAGCGGAAGCGGUUCUCCAGCAGACAUCGGACACAGUUCAUAAACUAAACCAUCCACUCACGCUGACAUAUUUCUCUACUCUCAUGCUAUCUUUCCUAAAUAUCCAACAAUCCUUUGAUAGUCUGUUAGAAUGGACCCCUUUUUCAACUUACCUUAAAACACCAGUAGCCCACGCCAGGUCCAAGCGUGGUCUCAUCGACAUUGGUGGGAGAUUGUUAAAAGGCCUCAUUGGUACAGCUACAGAAGCCGAUGUUGCUGAAGUUCACGAUCAGUUAGACAAAUGGGGUACUAUUUUGAAUAACCAGGCCAUUGUUCUCAGUUCCCAAAACAAAGCUAUUGAGACGGUUGUUAGGACUCAAAAAGUUAUCAUAGACCGCCUCAACAACUUCACAUCCCUCAUAACCCAGCUUCAGCAGGUCCAACACCAGUACUUAUUGGCUCACCAUUUGGCUUUAAUGGCAGCAAACCUCAGAGCUGUCUACCUUGCAAUCACAAAUUUUAAAUUAGCACUGCAGGACACAUUUACACUGCUCAGAGACGUGUUAGAUGGUGUUGUAACCCCUUCCCUUCUCACCCCUACCGAACUUAUGCAUGUCAUUGAUUGGGCCAGAACAGAAAAAGGCUUAACUCCUGUUUUCAGUGAGACCCAGGUUCAAUAUUAUUAUCCCUACAUGGAGGCAACAGUGACUACAUAUGGUAUCUUGGUGCAUAUACCCUUUAGGUCGCCAGAUAUGUUCACUAUCUAUCACAUUCAUCCAUUCCCUACAGUUGUCAAUUCUUCCAUCUACCAACUAUCUACAUCUCAUACCACUCUCUUGGUUUCAUCAGAUUUCAUGCACAUUGCUUUUCCAGCUGACUUUCAUGAUUGCCAUAUCACCCGAUUCCAGAUGUACCUUUGCCCUGCUUACCAGUACGUCUUUUUGCCUACCAGCAAUUAUCCUUGUGAGAUGGGUCUAGUUAGAAACUCCCCAAUUGAAUCUCUGUGUGUUUUCACCCCAGUCGAGGAUACCACCAUCUUCCACCUUAGAGUGAAACCCUGGCGGUACUUCUAUUUCCAUCAUUCCAAUGCUCUUACAGUCACUUGCCCUGGAUCCCGACCUAGCAACACCGCUGUCCACGGCUCCUUUGUCAUCUUGGAGGCGUGCAGUCUCACAUCCCACAACCUGACAACUAAACAAUCUAACCAUCUAUUGCUCAACCAAACCUUUCAUACCUACAACCUCAAACCCUUCAACUUGCCGGCACCAACAACUCCCCUACAACUCAAACCCUUACACCCACUAGGAGACACCUUAACCAAACUCAUUGCACCAAACAUCACCCUACAACCCAUUUCAUCUCUCACCAUAUGGCCAGACCUUCGCCCCGACACUGUAUACCCCAUCCUCGCGUCACUGACUACAGUACUCACGCUUACUGUGAUCCUAGCUACCCUACUCAUUUGUGUCUUCCACCGCCGCUACGCCUUCCUGCGUCGAGCCAUCCUCCAGCGCACCUUACAGCCAGCAACGGCAUAGACCAUGUUCCCAUUGUCCUAUAAUAUA
This is a messenger RNA of Eriocheir sinensis (Chinese mitten crab), 2514 nucleotides long. RefSeq lists its product as uncharacterized. NCBI's taxonomy places the organism in Eukaryota, Metazoa, Arthropoda, Malacostraca, Decapoda, Varunidae. The coding region runs from base 661 to 2487 and encodes 608 amino acids. The transcript has 3 exons. The record is from RefSeq and is a predicted model, not a curated record.